Molecule: messenger RNA, 1551 nt
Organism: Penicillium mononematosum
Lineage: Eukaryota; Fungi; Ascomycota; Eurotiomycetes; Eurotiales; Aspergillaceae
Exons: 3
Coding region: 1-1551 (516 amino acids)
Source: RefSeq, a predicted model, not a curated record
AUGGCACAAAAGCUCGACUUGGGUCGAUCUACUCUGCGAAUCCGAGAUUCAAAGUUGCAGCUUCGCCUGGCCGCAUCGGCUAAUUUCACCCAGCCACUAAGCCAUGCAGCCCCUCAAAUACCAAUUGACCUCUCACACUUUCCAAAUGUUGAAAGCGUAUGGAUAACAGAGGCACCAGAGCUGGAGUUGCGCUUCUUCAUUGGGGGAAACUGGGGUCGAAAUGAAGCACUGGCAUUCAUCUCAAAAUUGAGAGGCAAACUCUGUGGCAUGGAGAUCUGGUCAGACCUGGGAUUCUCAGUUGAGAUCAAGACGGGUGCACACGAAUAUUGCAUUGACACUUCUGGUACCCACUGCCUCGAACUUGGUCUGCGCAGAGGAUGGCCAAUACAGAAUCACACAACGGGUCGGACUUUACCUAGUAUGAUGACCAAUCCCCCAGACGCGUGUCCUCCUUCCGGUGUACCAGUAGCUACAUUGGCUUCAAUUGAUGUUCGGCUGGAGUAUCGCUUUCAAGGCAAGGAUAUACCGCAAUCCCAGGAUCCUUUCGAGUUGGAGGUUGGUCUUGGACAAGGAUCAUCGGUUUUCCCCGGCCCUCAACGGCUAGACACAAUGACAGAAGUCGCGAUCCUACAGGCAGUGCACGACGAGGAUUUCCAUGAAGCUAUUGGAUCUCAGUUUUCUUGCAUAUCUGGAGAUGGAUCAGACCCAUCACUCGAGGAACUCCUCCGACUGUUCGAUCUUGGAAUCAAAAGACUGGUCAUUUCCAACUCAAUUAAAGAUCCCACGAUUAGUGUCUCACAGCAGGCCACGCUCAAGAGCCUCGCAGAUAUCUCGCCCGUGGUGUUCGACCCUGGAUAUCGGGACGCGAUGAACCAGCGAGGAGUAACAAUUCCAAUAAUCACCAAAGCCGUAUCAUCUAUGCUGGCAGGAAACAAAGAUCCAUCCACCCAAGCUAAACUAGCAGAUUUGUUAGAGCUCGCUUGCUCCCACCACACCCACCCCCACACGGGUGAGUUGAUGAUACAGCCUCAAUUUCCAAGUUGGGGGACUGCAGUCCUCUCGUCACUUUGGCGUGUCGCCCAGAAAAAUGUGCCCAAGACAAAACCCAUGAAAAGACGAGCUUCGAUGCUCUCUGCAGAGUGUCUAUCAACUGGAUUGACUGGAUCAAACGAAACCGUCAGUCGCAUGCCCACGGAUCAGCAACAAUCCGACAGCGGAAAUCCCGGACUGGGUCGUUCUUCCCAAACACAAUAUCACGACGAGAAUGAAGAAAGUGACGUAUGUCUGUUGAAUAGCGAAUCUGAGGACCAGCUUUUGGACAAUUUAAGCGAAACAAGCUUCACAGACAUUGGGGAUUCGACUCAAACAUCCCUUGACACGUUACUCUCAACAACUGGGUCUUCUCAGACUUCAUACGGUGAUCAUGACGCCAUGCUUCUCUCGGAUCAUGGCGAAUUGGCGGAUUGUCCGGGAAACUAUAUGACGGAUAAUGAUCCCCGAGAGGAUAUGGAGGCAUACGACACGGACAUUAUAAUGGCUGACUACCUUUAG